CUCACCCUGCCUGGCGAAAAAGCCUCCACUGAACAGGACCGGUAGUCUCUAUAGGGAAUCAGGUUCGACCCUUGAAACAGAAAUACAAAAAGUACGAACCACCGGUUCCAGGAUGGGCAAGAACAAGAAGAGAACGAAAGAUGGACAACAGGGAGCCGAGAACCAGCACUCCGCUAACACUGUGUUUGUCUCCAACUUGCCCUACUCUUUCACCAACCCUCAGCUUGAAGAAACAUUCAGUGAUGUCGGUCCAAUCAGGCGUUGUUUCAUGGUUACAAAGAAAGGCUCAACUGAACACCGUGGAUUUGGUUUUGUUCAAUUUGCUGUUACAGAGGAUGCUAACCGUGCUAUUGAGAUGAAGAAUGAUUCAUCUGUUGGAGGCCGGAAGAUUGCAGUUAAACAUGCUUUGCACCGAGCUCCACUUGAGCAACGCGGGUCAAAGGCAACUCAAGUGGUUCACUUGGAUGAUAAUGUGAAGACAAAUAAUGACAAGGACAGUGUAUCCAGGCCAGCAACUAUUGAUUCAAACAUUCCAGAUUUAGAGAUACCUGUGGAACCCAGAAAACCAGCAGGGAAACUCGUGGAACGCACAAAAGCAGCAAAAUUACGUGGUGUUGUGGGUGAUCAAGAGAAUUGUUCAGAAAAGCAAAGGGUUGCUAGGACAGUAAUAGUUGGUGGUCUUCUUAAUUCUGAAAUGGCGGAAGAAGUUCACUGUCAUGCUAGAGAGGUUGGCACCGUGUGUUCAAUAACUUAUCCUCUUCCGAAAGAGGAUCUUGAGAAACAAGGUCUUACGAAAGAUGGAUGCAAAAUGGAUGCUUCAGCUGUACUUUAUACUAGUGUUAAGUCAGCUCGUACUUCUGUGGCGAUGCUACAUCAAAAAGAGAUGAAGGGAAGAAUUGUUUGGGCACGUCAGCUAGGUGGUGAGGGAUCCAAGACUCAGAAGUGGAAACUCAUAGUCCGGAAUAUUCCUUUCAAGGCUAAAGUGAAUGAGAUAAAAGAUAUGUUUUCAUCAGUGGGGUUUAUCUGGGAUGUAUAUAUUCCACACAAUUCUGAGACAGGGUUGUCGAAAGGUUUUGCAUUUGUCAAAUUCACAUGUAAACAAGAUGCGGAAAAUGCCAUAAAUAAGUUUAACGGGCAAAAAUUUGGCAAAAGACCCAUCGCUGUUGACUGGGCUGUUCCUAAAAAAAUUUACAGUGGUGGUGGUGCAAUUGCUUCUCUUGCUUCAGAAGAUGACCAGCAGAAUCAACAUGAUGAGGAGAGUGCCAGCGAUAGUGAUGGUUCGGAGGUUGAUGAUACGGAUUUAAGUGAAAAAAUUGAACAGUACAAUAUGGCCAAUGGUUCCCCUGGUGGCUCAAAUUCAGUGGCGAAAGAAGACAUCCCUGCUGAAGUGAAUUUUGAUGAGGAAGCAGACAUUGCAAGGAAAGUUCUCAACAACUUGAUUACAUCCUCUUCUAGUGUUUCCGUCCCUACUCACAAUGAUGAUUCUGCUCUACCAAUUAGAAAUGAAGAGCCAGAUAACAAUAAGUUAUCUAUUGAGUCAGCACAUUUAUCAGGUGUGACUGAACCUGGAAAUUCCAGCGUAAACAAAAAGAAAAAUCUCAGAGAGAUAGAAGGAGAAGAUGAUUUGCAGAAAACAAUUUUCAUUAGCAACCUGCCUUUUGAUGUUGAUAGUGAGGAGGUGAAACAACGAUUUUCAGUUUUUGGGGAAGUUAAAUCCUAUGUUCCAGUUAUUCAUCAAGUCACAAAGCGACCACGAGGCACUGGUUUUCUCAAGUUCAAAACUGUAGAUGCAGUUACUGCGGCAAUAUCAGCGGCGAAUGCUGAAUCUGCUUUGGGAAUAUUUCUCAAAGGUAGGCAAUUGAAAGUAUUGAAGGCUUUGGAUAAGAAAUCAGCCACUGAUAAGGUAAUGGAGAAGACGAAGAUAGAAACUCAUGGCCGCAAUCUUUACCUUGCAAAGGAAGGUGUUAUUCUUGAGGGGACACCAGCUGCUGAAGGUGUUUCCGCUAGUGACAUGGCAAAGCGUCAACGGUUGCAGGAGCAGAAGAUGACUAAGCUUGAAUCUCCCAACUUCCAUGUUUCAAGGACACGACUUGUUAUAUACAAUUUACCAAAGUCGAUGACCGAAAAAGAACUGAGAAAGCUUUGCAUUGAUGCAGUUGUUUCUCGAGCUACGAAACAGAUGCCUGUGAUUCGUCAGAUUAAGUUUUUGAAAAGUGUAAAAAAAGGAAAAGUUGUCACAGAAAACCAUUCACGUGGAGUUGCUUUUGUUGAGUUCACAGAGCAUCAGCAUGCACUUGUGGCCCUCAGAGUUCUCAACAAUAAUCCUGAAACUUUUGGUCCGGAACAUCGACCAAUUGUGGUGUUUGCCGUUGACAAUGUUCAAACGUUGAAGAUUCGCAAAUCAAAGCUACAAUCUCGGCAGGAGGAAAUUGAAGGCAAUUUGGAAGAUGUUGAACAACAUGAUGACUCACACGAAACAAACGAACAUCCAAACCAAAAGUCCAGACAACGAAAAUCCAGAGGUUACAAAAGAAGAGUGAAGGAUUCAGAAGCCAGCGAAAAGGAUGAAGUGGAUAAUUGGGUUCCUGAUGGGGCUGCAAUGGAAGAACACAGAGCUGGUAAGAAGCAGAAGAGCAAUUCAGCAAGCAAAAAUCCAAAAGAAGUUUAUGUGAAACAGUUAUCUGAAGGGGAAGAGAAGUUGAAAAACUCAAAAUGGAAAGCAAAAGUCCAUCCGGGUGGCAGGAAGCCUGAUAAAGGAGGAAGAUCAUUCAAAGGUGAGAUGACAACUGGUGAUAAACACAAGUUGAGAUUCUCCAACGAAGACGAAUCGUUACUAAAAAAGAGGAAACAGCCUGAUCAAACAGAACAGAGAGAAAAUGGAAGCUCGAAGAAAGGCAAAAAGGCAAAAAAGAAUAAAGACCCAUUAGGACGAGAUGCGGUCGAUAAACUUGACAUGUUGAUUGCACAGUACAGAUCUAAGUUCUCGCAGCAGAGCUCUGAGAAAACUGAUAAGCAGGGUUCUAAACUUAGGAAGUGGUUUCAGUAAUGUUUUUCUGUUGAGCAGCUUUUUAGCCCUAAUCAGUAGUUCUUGUUUGAUGUGAGGAGAUGAAUAACACAUUGGCUAUUGCCUUAAGUUUUAAACAUUUGUUGAAAAUGAGUCAGUUAGAAAAUGCAAACAAUUUUGAUGUGUUAGAUU
Molecule: messenger RNA, 3196 nt
Organism: Tripterygium wilfordii
Lineage: Eukaryota; Viridiplantae; Streptophyta; Magnoliopsida; Celastrales; Celastraceae
Product: RNA-binding protein 28
Exons: 19
Coding region: 113-3046 (977 amino acids)
Molecular function (GO): RNA binding
Source: RefSeq, a predicted model, not a curated record